Messenger RNA from Moneuplotes crassus, 2401 nucleotides. Lineage: Eukaryota; Ciliophora; Spirotrichea; Euplotida; Euplotidae. The record is from the annotation of a GenBank genome assembly.
UCUUGGAUAUAUGGAGCAAGUAGAAAAAGAAUUUGGUUCGCUUUCACCAAUGAAGAUUCAAAGCAAACUACAACUUAUCAAAGAUACCAUUGAGGAUUAUUUCACGGACAUUCCUGAUAUUCUGGAGGAACACAUUGUAUUCAAGUGUCUUCAACUAGAAAAUGAUGAAGAAGUUAAAGAAUACUUUGACGCACACAAAGAAGAUCAUCCAUAUGACUCUUAUAUAGUUUUUGUGGUCAACAUCUUGAUGGGGAAAUACUUCUUUGGAGAACUCCCUAAGGACAAGCUAGGUCUUCUCCUAGACUCGAUUGUGCUACUGAGAACUUACUUAAAAAUCGAUGAUCUGCAAGAGGAUACUAAGAGAUUCAUCGAUAUAUGAUGGAAGAGCCUUGAUGUCUAUACCCUGAAGUUAUUCAUCAACUCUGCAGCUCAGUUCUACAUUAUAGGUAAGCCAAGUUUUAUCAAUAAGAGUGAGCAAUAUAAUUUAUAGAUGAACUUCCUGCGUAUUGAAGAACAUUAGAAAAUGAAAGAGAAGAGUAUCCAAAAUUGAUAGAACUAGUCUAUAAAUUCGACUUGUUCGACCUUGAAAUUGACUGGGAAAACUUCAUUGGGGAAGUCAUUAGGAGCAAAGCCCAAAAUUAUCUCUCUCAACUGACUACAUUGGUAAGAUACAAGCAAGAGCUUGCUGAUACUUGCAUUCGAGAGUUGUCAACUCCAAUGCUUGCCAAGUAUGCAGCAAAUAUGAUUGAAAAUUUCGGUAAAGAUAUCAAAGAAUAUCCUCAAGUGAUAGAUUAUCUCCAGAUGAACGCACUGAGAUACUAUCUGACUCGAUAUUUUAAAGGCGAAUUAGCUCUUUGGCAAGUUGAAGAUCUCUUACUUGAAACUGACAACGCCUCCAAAUCUUCGAUUUUACAAGAGAAUAUACCUGAAAAUCAGUGUGCUCAGCCAAUGAUUUGAAAAUUAGUAGAGCAAUUGACUAAAUAAGUAUAAUACAAAAUAUCACCGUGCAGCAAAGGCUCUGAUGAUAAGAAACGGAAUUGAGAGUAAACAAUUCCUUGAUGAAGAGGCAUAUGAGAAAAUUGAGAGUGUAAAAAUCACUAAAAAGGAUCUGGAAAUUGACUGAAUUAAAGAUGAAUUCGCACCAAUAUCUACUGAUGACUGAGACCAAGAGGAUCUUAUGAGACUCCCAAGCAGGGUCAAAACUAUGAUAAUAGAUCAUGAAAGUCAGCUUGAGUUUCCCAUAGAUAUUAAUGAGAGUAGAUCUCCAAAGGACAUCCUAGAGUCAGCGGAAAUACUUGGAAUAGACUGAGAAUGGCGACCACCCAUUACUCGCUUUGAUGCGAAAGGAGUUGCUUUGAUUCAGAUUGCUAGCCGAGAAGUAGUAUUCCUGAUAGAUAUCAUUGCCCUCAAAGAUUCUGCAAAACUUGACCAAAUUCUUACUAAAAUAUUUACAAGUGAGACUACCAUCGUCGGGAUGGACUUUAGAAAUGAUAUGAAAGAAAUUGGACUGAGGAUUAGAGGCCCUACUAAUAUUACAGAAGAAGAGGAGAAGAUUCAAGAAGGAUUUUGGCAAAGAAUCCACAAUUUUUAUGACAUCAGCACUGUUUUCAAGAACUAUAGCAACCAAAAAUCUUCCAAAUUAAGCGAUAUAGCAGAGUCGUUGCUACAUAAGAAAAUUUGUAAGGGAGAACAAAUAUCAAAUUGGGAAAGAAGACCUCUGAGAAAGUCCCAAAUGCACUACGCUGCAGUUGAUGCCUAUAUCCUAAUCCAGCUGUUUGAUACACUGAAGGAGAAACUUGAAGAAAAUGAGAGGACCAUUUUAGAAUUUAGCCAAGACCUAACUGAAAUCAUAAAGACUCGUUCUCCCUCCAGUCAAAAAGGGAACCAAAGAACACCUCAGAAGAAGAAAGUAGAAAAGGAGAUCAAAAUUCCAUCAGGGCCGAAGAUCUUUAUGAGCGAUUCAUUGAGCGAGCCCAAGGAGGAGAAAGUACUGAAGUUUUACAAUGAUCCAAUGAUGAAGAAUCUUCAUAGAAUCCUUCUCCAUUUCGGGUUCGACUCGAUUGUCUGUCCUCACAAGAUUCGGAAAUAACAAAAUCGUUGAUGAUGGGGAACAAAUUGUAACCGAGGAAAGAAUCUUUGUGACUAAGUCACCGUCAAGAUUCAAGCAGCAUUUUGACAAAGAAAGUGUCCUGAUCAAUUCGAAGUACAGGUAUGAUUCUCAAAUCAUCUGAUAGGACUGAGCCAUAUCAACAAUUCAAUCUUUUAAUGGAAAGCUUAGGUGCUAAAAUCACUUGUGAGCCUGACAUCUUAGCGAUAAUCAACCUGGAAGAAGAAGAGAAUAAUCAGAAUGACCUCAAGGAAGUUUCUAAUGAAAAUUUAAAUUCAUAGUUCAAUCUUAUUG